CACAUCCCUUCCUCCGCGUUUCACAAGAUAUUCCAAACGCAUUGCUGUUUAUCGGCAGCGGAGGGUAAUGGCAGAGGAGAGAAGCUGAGCCCGUUCAGAUUCGGCCAUUUUCGCCUUACCCUCAGAAGCUCUAAAUCGUAUCCGUCCCCACUCUUUGCAGCCGCCCGUCUCUCUUCUUUCCCCUGGUGUUUUGUCGUGCAUCGCAGAUUGCUGAAGAUUACUUACUCAGUUACUCCUGCGUACUCUCCAAGACCCUAAGCUCUAGGUUCUGACUGAUUGAUCUCCUUGUCAAAAUUGAGUUUGGUGCUCGCUGAUAAUAAGGGUUUUGAGAUUGGCUUCAUCAGUGGAGAAGGAGCUGAGCAAAAUGAGCAAGUAUGGCUUAAACCUCAGGCAUGCUCAAAAGAAGCAGCCAGUUAGGUCUCCCCUGGCCACUCCUUUUGGCUUUAGCAAUGAUGAUGAGAAUGAUGUUGAGAAAGAAAUUGCUCGACAGGCUAGCAAAAAUAAGGCUCUCAAGGAAAUUGAGGAGCAGCAAAAGAAAGCAUUGGAAGAAGAUCCGACUGUAUUUGAUUAUGAUGGAGUUUAUGACAAAAUGAAACAAAAAAUUGCACGUCCACUGGUUCAAGACCGUGAGGAAAGAAAGCCAAAAUACAUUCGAACUCUUAUGCAAAAAGCAAAAGAGCGGGAGCAGUAUCGUGAUAUUGUUUAUGAGAGAAAGCUUGCUAAAGAGAGAAGCAAGGAUGAUCAUCUCUAUGCUGACAAAGACAAAUUUGUCACGGAAGCUUACAGAAAGAAACUUGCUGAACGGGAGAAACAGAUGGAGUUAGAACGCUUGCGUGAACUACAAGAGGAGAGAGACGAUGUUACAAAGAAGAAGGACUUUUUGCUUGAUUUUUACUCAAACCUCGAUAAAAAUAUAGCUUAUGGUGCAAAAGAUGCCAAGGGGAAGAAGCAUGAGGAUCAGGCUGAAGCAAGAAUUCCAGAGACACGCCAGGCAAUGACUGCAGAUCCAUUAAAUCAACAUCAAAAUGAUGAAUCAUUAGAAAGAGCACAACAAUCGCUGAAUAACUCAUCUUCUGGACAAGAGAAUAAUGGCGAAGGGGGAACUUCUAAUCCUUCUGACAGAAGUAUCGACCCCUUGAGUAUGAAGCCAAGUCACGAGGCUUCUCUUGAAGGAGGAGCUCCUGCAAACCAGUCAUCAUCAACUUCUGAACCAAAGCCUGAUCAUCAUAAGAGAACUCACGAUGCUCUUGCUGCAGCGAAAGAACGCUUUUUGGCACGGAAAAGAGCAAAAGAACAGUGAAAUUCUUUGGGCUUGUGCUUUGUUUAUGGCAUCUGGUGCUCUGUCCAUGUGGUCGGUUGUCCAAAUAUCAUUUCUAUCACAUAUCCGUGAUAUUAUAUCUGAUAUCUAGUCAUGGAUUGAAUAGAUAGCAGUUUCUGGUAUCUAUAAAUUCUGUCACAUAGUAAUCUGUUUUUUUCCUUCCAUCUUGAGUUAUCUGUUGAAAUGGAUGGAUCAAUUUUAUAAGAGCUAACAAUGUAUCUUCACU
Molecule: messenger RNA, 1544 nt
Organism: Neltuma alba
Lineage: Eukaryota; Viridiplantae; Streptophyta; Magnoliopsida; Fabales; Fabaceae
Product: nuclear speckle splicing regulatory protein 1
Exons: 6
Coding region: 365-1300 (311 amino acids)
Biological process (GO): regulation of alternative mRNA splicing, via spliceosome
Source: RefSeq, a predicted model, not a curated record